AAAAAAAAAAAUUCAAAGACACUCUGGGUUUCCCUCUACAACCUCACCCACCUGAACUCAUCUUCAACCGACAAAGCCGACACGGAUUCACCAACCGAAAACCCACCACCACACCACUCUCACAAGCCCCCCGAUUUUUCGUUGCUUUCAGCUUCAAAUGAAGAUGAAAGCCUACUCUCUGGAUCCAAGAAGAUGGCUAAUGCCAUUAAUCAUACUCGCCGUACCCUCUCUCUUACUUAUUCUUACGAUUGCCUACUCUAAAUCACCUAUCCUCGCUGGUCAUUCUUCGAAUCAACCGAAAUCUAGCUUUACUCAUCGGAAUUUCGGUGCCCAAUUUGGGCUUCCGAAACUGCCGAGAUUCGCGUACUUGAUUUCCGGCACCAAAGGCGACAAUGCUCGAGUGAAGCGACUUCUUCAGGCGGUGUAUCAUCCGAGAAAUUAUUAUCUGCUGCAUCUCGAUCUUGAAGCAUCGGAUGCUGAGAGGCUGGAGCUUGCGAAGUAUGUGAAAUCGGAGGGUGUGAUUGGGGUGUUUGGGAAUGUGAUGGUGAUUGGUAAGGCCGAUUUAGUGACUUAUAAAGGACCAACUAUGAUUGCUAGCACGCUUCAUGCGAUUGCGAUUUUGUUGAAGCAGGCCGGCGAUUGGGAUUGGUUUGUUAAUUUGAGCGCGUCGGAUUAUCCUCUAACGCGUCAAGAUGAUAUCUUGCAUAUUUUCUCAUACUUGCCUAGGGAUCUGAAUUUCCUUGAGCACACAAGUACUAUUGGUUGGAAAGAGCAUCAAAGAGCAAGGCCUAUAAUUAUAGAUCCAGGAUUAUAUCAUUCUAAGAAAUCCGGUGUAUUUUGGGCCAAGGAGAAAAGGUCCUUGCCUGCUUCUUUCAAGCUAUUUAUGGGAUCUGAAUGGGUUGUGCUGACAAGGUCAUUCCUUGAAUUCUGUGUUUGGGGAUGGGAUAAUCUUCCCCGCACUCUCCUCAUGUAUUAUACAAAUUUCUUGUCAUCUCCAGAGGGUUACUUCCAUACUGUAGUAUGCAACCACAAGGAUUAUCAAAAUACUACCGUAAAUCAUGACUUGCAUUACAUAAAGUGGGAUAACCCUCCAAAGCACCGUCCAAUAUCACUAGCUUUGGAGCAUUUUGAAGACAUGGUUGAAAGUGGUGCCCCUUUUGCUCGAGAAUUUGCUAAGGAUGAUCCAGUUCUCAACAAAAUUGAUGAAAAACUCUUGAGGAGAUCAGUUGGAAGGUUUACUCCAGGGGGUUGGUGUGUGGGAACUACUAUAUUAGGCAAAGAUCCUUGUGUUGCCUAUGGGAGUCCAAAUGCUGUCAAACCAACUGUAAGUUCUAAGCGGCUUGAAAAACUAAUAUUGGCACUUCUUGAUUCUGAAACUUUUAGAUCUAAACAGUGUAAAUAAUUCUUGUAAAAGCUUGAUUCUUCCUAUAUGCAUAAAUGCUUUAUUAGUCC
Messenger RNA from Hevea brasiliensis (rubber tree), 1452 nucleotides. Its product is annotated as beta-glucuronosyltransferase GlcAT14C. Gene Ontology annotation, cellular component: membrane. The coding region runs from base 158 to 1402 and encodes 414 amino acids. NCBI's taxonomy places the organism in Eukaryota, Viridiplantae, Streptophyta, Magnoliopsida, Malpighiales, Euphorbiaceae. The transcript has 4 exons. Gene Ontology annotation, molecular function: glucuronosyltransferase activity. The record is from RefSeq and is a predicted model, not a curated record.